CCCUAUAUCAGCCGUGCCCGCGGGGCAGCGCCGGCAGAGUGACCGUGACAGCCCCCGGCCCCUCGCCCACCCGCUCCAGCCAUGGAUGACAUUUAUAAGGCAGCGGUUGAGCAGCUGACAGAAGAGCAAAAAAAUGAGUUCAAGGCUGCCUUUGACAUCUUCGUGCUGGGGGCAGAGGAUGGAUGCAUCAGCACCAAGGAGCUGGGGAAGGUGAUGAGGAUGCUGGGGCAGAACCCCACCCCUGAGGAGCUGCAGGAGAUGAUAGAUGAGGUGGAUGAAGAUGGCAGUGGCACUGUGGACUUCGAUGAGUUCCUGGUUAUGAUGGUCCGGUGUAUGAAAGAUGACAGCAAAGGGAAAACCGAAGAGGAGCUCUCAGACCUCUUCAGGAUGUUUGAUAAAAAUGCUGAUGGUUACAUCGACCUCGAGGAGCUGAAGAUCAUGCUGCAGGCGACAGGAGAGACCAUCACUGAGGAUGACAUAGAAGAACUGAUGAAAGAUGGGGACAAAAACAACGAUGGCAGGAUUGACUAUGAUGAGUUCCUGGAGUUUAUGAAGGGGGUUGAAUAAAUCUGAGGCCUGAUGGACAGCUUGAAUCUCCUAAACCCUCCAGCUCUGCAUCUCAUCUCCUUGACUAAGUCCCCUGGCUA
Messenger RNA from Parus major (Great Tit), 647 nucleotides. It is a transcript of the gene TNNC1, whose product is annotated as troponin C1, slow skeletal and cardiac type. Lineage: Eukaryota; Metazoa; Chordata; Aves; Passeriformes; Paridae. Gene Ontology annotation, cellular component: myosin II complex. Gene Ontology annotation, molecular function: calcium ion binding. The transcript has 6 exons. The coding region runs from base 82 to 567 and encodes 161 amino acids. The record is from RefSeq and is a predicted model, not a curated record.